This is a messenger RNA of Ahaetulla prasina, 2189 nucleotides long. RefSeq names its product opioid growth factor receptor like 1 (gene OGFRL1). The record is from RefSeq and is a predicted model, not a curated record. Gene Ontology annotation, cellular component: membrane. Bases 549 to 2183 code for a protein of 544 amino acids. Gene Ontology annotation, molecular function: opioid growth factor receptor activity. Lineage: Eukaryota; Metazoa; Chordata; Lepidosauria; Squamata; Colubridae. The transcript is spliced from 7 exons.
GUGUUGGGGGGAGAAGUUCCAUAGACGGGCACGGCACGCGUGUCGCCAAACUCGCCUCGCGCCUCCGCCACUUGCUUGGCGGCGAGACGCUCAGUUCGGCUUCCUCCUUCAGGCGGCACCUGCUGCUACUGCCGCUGCUGCAGCGGCCAAGGGAGGGCCGGCUUCAGUAUUUCCUGUGGAAAUCCCGGAGCAUUCAGCUCCUCCUCUCGAUUCCUCCCCCACCCCCGCGCGUGUUUGCGGGUUGGGGAUUGAGGAAGGGAGGAAGGAGCAGAGCGCGUUGGCUGUUGUCGCUUCUGCCUUCUGCGUCUGACCGCCUCCCCCUCCUCCUCCUCCUCUUCUUCCCCGACCUCCUUGUCGCUUUCUGCCGCUCGGCUGUGGCGUCCCGGCGCGGUCACCCACCCACCCUCCGGCCUCCAGGAGCAGCCUUCUUCCGAGCCGGCCGAUCUUCCCCCCCCCCCACACCUCCCCACGCGCGCCCCAUUUGCGUCUCCGGAGGGGAGGAAAAAAAAAAAGCAAAGGGGUCGCCGGGCUCCCGCAGCGCUUCCCCGAUGGGCAGUUUGCUGAGCGGAGUCAGCUUCAAGGAGCCCACCACGGUGGAGGACUGUGACUCGACCUGGGAGACGGAUUCGGAGCCGGAGCCGGAGGUGCAGGACCCCGGCGGGGGAGAAGAAGAAGGGCCACCGUUGGAGCAGGCGGGCGGUGGCGGCGACGGCGACGACCCAGUGGCUGACCGGCAGCGGCAGCGGCAGCGGCAGCAGCAGCAGCCGCCAGAGGAACCGCUCCCUGCGGCAGGCAGCCGGCCGGAAGCCGCCGAGAAGCGCGAAGGGGCUGCUGAGGAAGAGGAGGAGGAGGAGCAGAUGGUGGCGGUGGAGAAGGAGGCGGAAAAGGAAGGAGGAGACGGGGGGGCCGAAGAAGACGACGAAACCGAGGGCAGGGAGCAGGGAGAGACCGAAGCCCCCGGGCCCGAACAGGGGGAUGAUUCAGUUGAUGUGACAGCUAAACCAAAGAGAAGUUUUUAUGCUGCAAGAGACUUAUAUAAAUAUCGUCAUCAAUAUCCACAGAACUUUAAAGAACUGAGAUACCAGAAUGAUUUGUGCAACCUUCGCUUUUAUAAGAACAAAAUUCCCUUUAAACCCGAUGGGGUUUAUAUUGAAGAGGUCCUGAAUAAAUGGAAAGGAGAUUAUGAAAAGUUGGAACACAAUCACACUUACAUACAAUGGUUGUUUCCACUCAGAGAGCAAGGACUGAAUUUCUAUGCAAAAGAAUUAACAACCUGUGAAAUUGAGGAGUUCAAAAAAACAAAAGAAGCGAUUCGAAGAUUCCUAUUAGCUUACAAAAUGAUGCUGGAGUUUUUCGGGAUAAAAUUAAUUGAUAAAACUGGGAAUGUAGCACGAGCUGCUAACUGGCAAGAAAGAUUCCAACACUUGAAUGAAUCCCAACAUAAUUACCUGAGAAUCACCCGGAUUCUGAAGAGUCUUGGUGAACUUGGUUAUGAGAGUUUCAAGCCGCCUCUUGUGAAGUUGAUUCUACACGAGGCUCUGGUGGAAGAAACCAUUCCCAACAUUAAACAGAGCGCUCUGGAAUAUUUUGUGUACACCAUUAGAGAUCGGAGAGAGAGGAGAAAACUUCUACGGUUUGCCCAACAGCACUACACACCUUCUGACCAUUUCAUAUGGGGGCCACCAAGGAAACAGAAGCUGGAAGGAAGCAAACCAAGUAAAAAGUUGCCUUCACCAGUGUCCCUUCGCAACAGCUCUACUUGUAAACAUAAAAAGACAAAAGAUCUGAAGAACGUAUCUGAAAUUUGUAACUCGAGGAAUAAAACAAAUGAUGACAAAAAGACAGAGCAUAUUAAAAACGGUAUAGAUAGUGAUCAGAGUAAGAAAACCAGCUCCCCUGAAGUUGUUAAGCAGAGCAGUAUGGUAAAAAAUAGUAGUGCUGAAUGUCACAACUCUAAAAUGGACAUAGUUGAGCCUUUGAAUCAGAAGGAGACUAUUUCUCAUUUAAAAAAACAUAAAGGCAAAAACAAGGAAAACGUUAGCCAAGACUGUAAACAUUUGGAAGAUAUAGAAAAAGAUUCAUGUGAGACUAAAAACGAUUCAACAAAUAUAUCAUCAGAUAUGCAAGACAAUAUAUGUAAGGAUAAAAACCUGGCGAGCUCAUCUGUAAGAAAUAAAGAGUGAAAUCUU